UUUUCAUUUCUCCGAAACCCCCAAUUUGAGUGAGCUAGCAAAUAUUCGCUGGUUUUUGACAGUGUGAAAAAUGUGGAACGCUAAUGGAAACGGGAUGAUGAAGAUGACGACGACGAUGCUGCGGUAUUUCACUACGAAUUCGAGGAAGCGCGCCCCCAAUUUGAGAAAAAUAAACCCUAGGGUCCCUUUUGUCGAGGCCGCCUCCAUCGCCGAAGAUCUCUACGGCGUUAUCAAAAGCCAUGGCCCUCUCUCCAUUGGCAACGCGUGGAAUCACGCCAAGGAUGCUGGUAUAAGUGGAUUAAGCAGCAAAACGCACAUGAAAUUGAUGCUGAAGUGGAUGAGGGGUAGGAGUAUGCUGAAGCAAAUAUGUAACAUCGUUGGCUCGAACAAGAAAUUUCUGAUCACCACUCUUCCUGAAGAACCUCAACCUAACCUGCCAAACACCUCCAUGGAAGUCGUCAAGCCAAGAAGUCAAAAACCUUCACAGAAUAAGAAUAAGAGAAAAUCACGAUAAUUUUCUCCCUUCUAUUUUCUCUCUUUUUUUUUACGCCUUAAACGAAGAUGAUGUCAGUGUAAUCGAAGACACAGAAUUCGAGAGGUCAGGUUAUAAUUGGACAUGGAUUCCUUUUAGGGGCGCGUAUUUUGUUCCUUUGGAGAUGUAUUUGCAGGAUAUUUCCUUGUGUAAGCACUUGUUUCGUUAUAGUUUUUUUUUGUUCUAAAGGCGAGUGGCUUAUUAUCA
Erythranthe guttata (spotted monkey flower) is the source of this 739-nucleotide messenger RNA. Its product is annotated as tumor necrosis factor receptor family protein. The record is from RefSeq and is a predicted model, not a curated record. NCBI's taxonomy places the organism in Eukaryota, Viridiplantae, Streptophyta, Magnoliopsida, Lamiales, Phrymaceae.